AUGCGGCCCUCUGUGUUCUCGCGGCGUCUGGCCGUCUUCGCGGCCGUCGCUCGCCUUGCGGCGGCGGCCACUACCGUCUCCAGCACAGUCCUGAUCAUUGCAGCCGACGACGAGUCCGUUGCCGCGGCGAGUCCCGGCCUGGACGGCUACGGAAUUCCGUGGGCCAAGGUCACCAUCCCCCGGGGCGGACGACAGCUGCCCGAGCUGAACUCGACGGCCGCGGCGGGCAACUACGGCGGCAUCAUCCUCGUCGGCAGUGUUUCCUACGAGACCAACGGAACGUACAGCAGCGCCAUCACGACGGACCAGUGGAACCAGCUCUACUCUUAUCAAUCCGCCUUCAAAGUCCGCAUGGUCCGCCUUGCCGAGUAUCCUGGUCCGCAGUUCGGCACCACCGCACUCGGCGAGUGCUGCAACGCCGAGGAGCAGCUCAUCAGCAUCAACAGCAGCGUGGCCUUUGCAGGGGCAAAUCUCAAGACCAACGCGCCGGUGAGCACUCUUGGCCUCUGGCACUAUCCCGCCCAGAUAACCGACGCGGGCGUCGCCACGGCCUUUGCUGCCUUUUCCACAAACUCCAAGUUUCCCACCGAGUCCGUCGCGGCCGUCAUCAACGACAUUGACGGCCGCGAACAGAUGGUGUGGUUCGUCGACUUUGCUCCGGAUUGGUCUCUCACGUCCAACUACCUGCAGCACAGCUACAUCCACUGGGUGACUCGCAGUCUCUUUGUCGGCAAACGAAAGGUCUACCUGAGCACGCAGGUGGACGACGUGCACCUCGCGACCGAGAUGUAUCUGCCCGCCAACACGACCUUUAGGCUCCGGCCGGAAGACCUCGACGCCCACGUUGCCUGGCAGAAGGACAUAAACGGCCGCCUGCCUGCCGGCUCCGACUACUGGAUGGAGCUCGGCCACAACGGCAACGGUGACAUUGAAUCGGCCGUGACCCUCGAGUCCCAAGCCGGAAGCACUGUCGAGUGCCGUCCCGAUGCAGCCGUGGAUUACAUCUCGCCCCCCGACACCCCCCUCGAGUGGGCGAAGCCGCCCGGCUCGGGAACCGACCUUUGGCCCUCGUCGUUCCAGUCGUACAACUGGUCCAAAGAUUGCGCCAGCUUGGAUCCCCUGGCCCGGUGGUUCCUCGACACAAACAACCUCAACGCCUUUGGCCACGUCUCUCACACCUUUUCCCACGAGGAACUGAACAACGCCACCUACCACGACGCCACCCGCGAAAUCUCCUUCAACCAGGCCUGGCUGGCCCAGAUGGGCAUCUCACAGGCCGCCAGGUUCUCGCCGCACGGCCUCAUCCCCCCUGCCAUCACUGGCCUGCACAACGCCGACGCCAUCAACGCGUGGACGGCCAACGGCAUCAAGUACGUCGUGGGCGACAACACCCGGCCCGUCCUGGUGAACCGGCAGAACCAGUUCUGGCCGCUGGCCUCGACGGUAGACGCCAACGGCGCCACGGGCAUCUACAUCAUCCCUCGUUGGGCCACCACCAUCUACUACAACUGCUGGUCGUCAGACUGCACCGUGCAGGAGUGGAAAGACACCUCGGGGGGCUCUGGCACCUUUGACGACCUGCUCAAAGACGCCCGCACGACCAAUGCCGCCCACCUGCUGGGCCUCAAGCCCGACCCCUACAUGUUUCACCAGGCCAACCUGCGUCAGACUGACAUGCCGGUCAUCGCCGUGGGGUCCGAAACCAAGAAGAUGUCCUUGAUCAUGUCUUGGGUCGAGACAGUUGCCCAGGAGAUGGUCCGCCUGACGAACUGGCCUCUUGUCUCUCUGAAGCACGACGACACCGCCGCCUGCUUUAUCAAUCGUAUGACCCUGGACGGGUGCAAGCCCCGGGCAGACUACACGUACUCGGACGACGGCACGUCCAUCACCGCCAUCACCGUGUCCGCCCAGGAUACGAGCUGCAGCGUUCCCGUCCCCGUCACCAUCCCCGGGGGCAGGACCGUCUCCGCCAGCAGCGGCUCUCCAAAGUCGGACAAUGUCGGAAACGAGCCGCCGAUCAUUUGGGUUACAUUGUCUGGGUCUCCGGUGACGCUGACGUUGAGCUCGCCCAGGCACGUUGCCCGUUCAUCAGGAGGUGUUUGCGGGGAUGCAUUUCCUGUACUUUGCCACUUUUUCUUCGUUGUAUAA
Messenger RNA from Metarhizium album ARSEF 1941, 2148 nucleotides. RefSeq lists its product as uncharacterized. The record is from RefSeq and is a predicted model, not a curated record. The transcript is spliced from 4 exons. Bases 1 to 2148 code for a protein of 715 amino acids. Lineage: Eukaryota; Fungi; Ascomycota; Sordariomycetes; Hypocreales; Clavicipitaceae.